This is a messenger RNA of Megalops cyprinoides (Indo-Pacific tarpon), 2067 nucleotides long. RefSeq names its product VRK serine/threonine kinase 3 (gene vrk3). Gene Ontology annotation, biological process: peptidyl-serine phosphorylation; signal transduction. The coding region runs from base 27 to 1562 and encodes 511 amino acids. Gene Ontology annotation, molecular function: ATP binding; protein serine/threonine kinase activity. The record is from RefSeq and is a predicted model, not a curated record. NCBI's taxonomy places the organism in Eukaryota, Metazoa, Chordata, Actinopteri, Elopiformes, Megalopidae. The transcript has 15 exons. Gene Ontology annotation, cellular component: nucleus; cytoplasm.
GCUGCCGGAGAGCAACUGUUGAGUUGAUGGGUUCGGUCUUAACGUGUGGCUCGGUGAAACAACGUGUUCCCCUUCCGCUGUAUUCACAGGCUAUCAGAAUGGUUUUAAAUUUCUGCCCCCACUGCGGCUCCAGGCUGCAGGCUGGGUUUAAGUUCUGCCCAGCCUGUGGGGAGCAGCUGCCAGUCCUGGGGGAGUCAGAGCAGCUCGUCUCCUCAGCUACCUCACCUGAGGCUUCACAGGCUCCUGUCACCAGCGUCACUGCACAGCUGCAGAGCCCCCCCUGUCCCGAGCAAGCUGGAGAAGGUCCUGUUUCGGCACGCUCUCCUCUGCGCCGGAUGCGGAAGUCUGCCGUCAAGGUCCAAACUGAUGACGUGGUAACCCCCCCAAAAAAGAAGAGGUCCAACCCCCCCUCCGUCACCACCCCUUCAAAAUCCCCAGCUGCAGGUCAGAGCCCUCAAGCCUUGCAGUCACCGCGGAAACGGCAGGCCUCCCUGAUUGUGAAACAGGAAGAGGAGGUCGAUGCACCGGUACUGUCCGCACCAUCACCCAGAUCACCUGCGCAAGCCAAAGGAAAGGCUAAGAGGGCGCGGCCGUCCUGUGCCCCAGAACCCCUGCAGGCGGGGGACCAGCUGACCGACACGGCCGGCAGGAAGUGGCAGCCGGUGAAGCUGCUGAGUCAGAGCGAGGCCGAGCUCGUCUACGGGGUGAAGCAGCUCACACCAGGAGCCAGUUCUGUGGACUACAAACACAUACUGAAACUGGCUGCCAAGGAUGGCAGAAUCUUUAAUGAGCAAAAUUUCCUGCAGAGGGCAGCAAAGUCCACUUCAGUGGAGAAGUGGAUGAAGAUGAACAAGAGGGACUUUCUGGGCAUACCUGUGUGUGUUGGAUUUGGGCUGCAUGCAGACAUAUACAGGUUCCUGAUCUUCCCCUACAUGGGAGUAACUCUUCAGUCCCUUAUGAAGGAAGGGGAGGUGCUGUCUGAGAAGGCCGUGCUGCAACUGGCUUGCCGAAUACUGGAUGUGCUGGAGUACAUCCAUGAGAAUGAGUAUGUCCAUGCUGACAUCCACUCCGAGAACAUUUACAUCAACCCUGCCAACACCACACAGGUGUACCUGGCAGGAUACUGCCAUGCUUUCCGCUACUGUCCCAACGGGAGGCAUGUGGAGUACCGUGAGAAGAGCCGCACGCCACACGAGGGCGCCCUUGAGUUCAUCAGCGUAGAUUCCCAUAAGGGGGCCGGCCCGUCCCGGCGCAGUGACCUGCAGACGCUAGGCUACUGCAUGCUGCACUGGCUGGCAGGAGCCCUGCCCUGGACUCCGCUCGCACACUGUCCCUCCAAGGUCACGGCCGAGAAGGAGAGGUACCUGACAGAUGUCCAAGGCCUCCUGAGUCAGUGCUUUGGAAGGAGGAAAGUGUCAGGUGCAGUGCGGGAUUACCUUCUGCAGGUGAUGUCCCUGCAGUACACAGAGGAGCCAGACUACCAGCAGCUGCGGGACGGGCUGCACAAGGCCCUGCAGCAGCAGGGGGCAUCGCUGGCCCAGCCCAUCGACCUGCAGGUAUAGCCACUGAGAGGAGGGGAAUCUUCCUGAGAGAGAGGUUCCUCUGUGUCUGUGGGGUUGAAACCAGGCACUGAAAAUGUGACAUUCAUUUUGACACUGCUGGGAUUGUUUUGUUUGACAUGUUCUUGUUUUUAUUUUUCAACUGGAGGUGCUAUUGCUAGGAAUAUCUUUAUUGCUUCUUUCACUUGGGGUCACAGCACACAAGCAAAUCCUUACAUUUCAACAAAAAUGGCCGUUUUGUUGGUUUUACACAAGAGCACACUUGUUAUAAUAUUUUUAGCACAGAAAUCAGUUCUCAGUAGCGAUGUUUUAGCUGUGUAAGCUGCACGUCUGUAAAUGAGCUAAAGCAGUGGACCCUCUUCUCUUUUAAGGAAUAACAUUUCACUGGAAUUUUAGGUUUUUCACUUUACACUUUUUAAUAUCUGCAUUGUUUUAGCUGUUUUUAUGCUAUGGACACAUCUGCAUAAAGUUCAUUCAGGUCAAGGAAAAUGUUUUUUGAAUUAAAAUA